Bombyx mori (domestic silkworm) is the source of this 7943-nucleotide messenger RNA. It is a transcript of the gene Stat92E, whose product is annotated as signal transducer and activator of transcription. Gene Ontology annotation, biological process: cell surface receptor signaling pathway via JAK-STAT; regulation of cell population proliferation; regulation of transcription by RNA polymerase II. Gene Ontology annotation, molecular function: RNA polymerase II cis-regulatory region sequence-specific DNA binding; DNA-binding transcription factor activity, RNA polymerase II-specific. The transcript has 21 exons. NCBI's taxonomy places the organism in Eukaryota, Metazoa, Arthropoda, Insecta, Lepidoptera, Bombycidae. The record is from RefSeq and is a predicted model, not a curated record. Bases 443 to 2644 code for a protein of 733 amino acids.
CAGCCGGUGUAGGGAGGGGAGUUAUUUUUUGCACGAAUUUCCUUGAAUUCAGAAAUGAAUUCAGUUUGUUUUGUCUCAUUCUAGCUUCAUUAUCAGAUUAAAGUGUCAUCUACGUGGACAAAAAGAUCGUAAUUAUCUUAUGCACCGUUUUAUAAUGUGAAAUACUAGUGUCGUAAAUAAAAACGAACUUUUGUUUUUUACUAAAAGUAAGUACACACAGGCAAAGGUCAAACUUGUUGAUACAGCUAAAAUUAAAGUUUUCACGUUUGUGUGCGUGGGAAACGUGCUGUGCGACGCUUGUAUGUGUGUAACAACGUCAAAAUUCUUGGAAUUUGCUACGGACGGGAACGGGAGUUAUUGCGGGUCCGCUCGAUACAGCAGGAACGAAAUCUUCUAAGGACAUCUUUAAAUCAAACCGUCCCGUAUUUAAAAUAAAUCCACAAUGACGCUGUGGACGCGAGCACAGCAGCUGCCCCCUGAGUGCCUUCAAAAGGUACGAAUGAUAUACGUGGAUCAUUUCCCGAUUGAAGUGAGGCAUUGUUUGGCGUCUUGGAUCGAGAGCAGAAUAUGGACCGCGGAGCCGGAGGACCAGCAGCGUUCGUUCGUUAACGAACUCGUCCAGGAGAUCCAGACGAACGCCGAUCUGAUGCUGUCCCCGGACAUGUUCGUUACGAAGAUGAAGCUUCUCGAAGCGGCGAAGAACUUCCACAUGCAGUACAGUCACGCCCCCCAGGAGCUGUACGCUUACAUGAGGCGUUGUCUCGCCUUAGAGAUGGAGGUCAUACAGAACGCGAUGGGCACUCCGUACGUGGCCCAGCCUCACACCGAGAGGAAGUACAGCGAGCUGAUCACGGGCCUGCAGACUGUAAGGCAAAAGGUGAACAUAGCCGGCGAGGAAAUCCGCAGCCUCCAGGCCAAUAUUGAAUCCCUGUCUCUGCAGUACCACGAGUGCUUGAAGAACAAAGGUCACAUGAACUACCUCCAGCAGCAGACGGUGACCACCGAGCGCCGCGACCUGGUGGCCUGUCUGCGCGGACAGAUCGAGGACACGGAGAGGAAACUCAACGCGCUGGUGGCGCAGAUCACUCAAUCUCAAAUGGAGCUGGUGGACCACAUGAAGGAGAACAUCACGAACCUGAGGCAGCUGCAGAGCCAGGUGUUGGACGAUGAGCUCAUCAAAUGGAAAAGGGAGCAACAGCUGAGCGGCAACGGGGUCCCGAUGCAGUCCAACCUCAACACGAUCCAGGAGUGGUGCGAGCUGCUCGCGGACCUCAUCUGGACCACGCGCCAGCAGGUCAACAACGUGGCGCGCAUCAACAGCAAGACCAUCGUGGAGCUCCGCCAGCCGCACCUCGCCGAGAUGCUGGACGACAUGAGCAAGCAGGUGACGGGGCUGCUGUCCACGCUGGUGACGUCGACGUUCGUCAUAGAGAAACAACCCCCUCAAGUAAUGAAGACCAACACGCGAUUCACGGCAACUGUUCGUCUGUUGGUUGGCGGACAGCUCAAUGUAUACAUGACCCCGCCGCGCGUCAGCGUUGUGAUAAUAUCGGAGCAGCAGGCUCAGCUUUUACUGAAGAGCGACACGCAGGCCGGCAAGGGCAAGCAGCCCGUGGAGUGCGGGGACAUCCUCAACAACACGGGCACCAUGGAGUACCAGCCCACCAGCCGACAGCUCAGCGUCAGCUUCAGGAACAUGCAGCUGCGCAAGAUCAAACGCGCCGAGAAGAAAGGCACCGAGAGCGUUAUGGACGAGAAGCUGACGCUGCUGUUCCAGUCGCAGUUCAACGUGGGCGGCGGGGAGCUCGUCUUCCAGGUUUGGACCCUGUCGCUUCCGGUUGUGGUCAUAGUCCACGGCAACCAGGAGCCCCACGGGUGGGCCACCGUCACGUGGGACAACGCCUUCAGUCCCCCGGGCAGGGUGCCCUUCGCUGUCCCCGACAAGGUGACCUGGGGCCAGCUCGCGGAGACCCUCAGCCUCAAGUUCAGCUCGGCCACGGGAGGGUCUCUCUCGGAGGACAACCUGAGGUUCUUGGCUGAGAAGAUAUUCAGAACUAGUCUCCCGCUGAACACCAUGGAGCUAAACGCGAUGGCGGUCAGCUGGACCCAGUUCUGCAAGGACGCGCUGCCGGAGAGGAACUUCACGUUCUGGGAGUGGUUCUACAUGGUCGUCAAGGUCACCAGGGACUACCUGCGGACCCUGUGGUGCGACCGCUUAAUAAUGGGCUUCAUACAGAAGAAGCAAGCUGAGGAUAUGCUGUCCAAGUGUCCGCCCGGGACCUUCCUGCUGCGGUUCUCGGACUCCGAGCUGGGAGGGAUCACCAUCGCUUGGACCGGAGACGGCAACGAAGUAUUCAGCCUGCAGCCCUUCACGUCGCGCGACCUCAUGCUGCGCUCGCUGGCGGACCGCGUGUUCGACCUCACGCAGCUACAGUUCUUGUACCCGAACGUUCCCAAAGACGACGUCUUCUCCAAAUAUUACACCAAACCUGAAAACGAAAUGUUAAAGAACGGCUACGUGAAGCCCGUGUUGGUGACCACGCUGCCCCCUUACAUGUCGUCGUCGCCCGCCUACGCGCACUCCCCGGACUCGCACCGGAACACGCCCAGCGUCAACAGCAGGUACAUGAUUGACUUGAUAUGAUUCUUUUGAAGAUUUUCUUUCCCUUUGGUUUUUUUUAAUUUAAUUUAAUAUUUUAUGUUAAUGAUUAUUAUUAUUUUUAAUUUUCUUUUAUAGCAUAGUCACAUCCUUUAGUUUUUAAUUUAAGUUAGUUUUUAUUUGUCACGCAAUAUUCUCAUAGAUUAAGUUUUUUUUUUUUUAUUAAAUUUAAGUUUUUUUUUAUACGAAAUAAGACUUAAAACGUACAUUCUUGUAUUAUUAUUAAGAUGUAAUUUUUUUUUCAAUUUUUUUUAGCUGCGGAACAACGAUACUGCAACUUUAAAAAAAAAAAAAAAACAAGAAAAAAAAAAUCUCGAAAUACUUGUUAAUGUAUAGUAGUUAGUUAACUUAAUGUUGUGUGACGCGUCCGCUUGGCGACAUCUAUGAAUGCGGCUUCGAUAGUCCGAUUUAACUUUAGAAGGGGGAGGGGGGACGCACAGCUCCGCGGUCCCCCCACAUCAGACCUGCUGGUAUCUGGUCUUUGUUCCGACUGGUGGCCCCCAGCUUGAUUCCCUGCGGACAUGAAGAUCAUAACAAUAUAUUCUAUCUAUUAAAAUGAUAAUUCGUUCAGUGUGUGUUCAAAAUCACUGAAUAACUCGAAUAAUUAUUUGUAUCAAACUUAAACACGAGACCUGGCAUGUCGCGCCAGCGGUAUGGUCUGUGGUCGGCUCGGCGUGCGUUGUGGCCCCAAAUGACGUCAUAAGUGGUGAACUUGUCAAUUGAUCAAUCGCUUUGUCGCACAUGUCGCAUGACCCCGUCCAUAGAUGUAACGAGCCGAUGCAAGUCUCGUUUAAUUGUAAGUGUCGUAAUUUUUAAGACGAUAUUAAAUCGAUCGGGCACAAAAAAAGAAUUGAGCAGUAUUAUUUUGAGAAAAUAAAAAAAAAUAAAAAAAAAAUACACAAAAAAAAUAUCAAUGCAUUUAAUUAUUAUUUUUUUGCAAACGUCAAAUAAACAAUUUUAAUUUUUAAAUAAUUAUUAUACAUUUUUUUAGUAUAUAAUUACAUUAGCUAAUACUAGCUAAUGUAAAUUUUGGGAAUUUUUCAUACGAAAAAUUCCCAAAAAAUCGAUUUCUCCCGAGUGAUAUAAUGUAAUUGUAAUUGUAAUUUAGUUACAAAACAAAAUGAUCUCUAAAGCACAUAUCAAAUUUUGUUGAACGAAAAAAAAAAUAGGGAAGGGCAACAAAAAUAAUUCCGGUCCAGGGUGUCUUUUAGAGGGGUGAAAUUUACGAAUUUAUUUCAAUCGAAUAUGAUAAGAUGCGAGUAGCCUUCCUUCUAUAACGCGGUAGAUACAACGUCCCGCGUUGUGUGAAACCGCGUUUGAUACUACAAGCCUGUACAGAAAUGACGAGUAAUUUCUCCGAAUGAAACAUCUCGACUAUGCCUGUAUGCAUUUUUUAAGUAUUAUACACAUAAAAAAUAUAUUGUUUAUUCAAAGUGUGUAUAUUAAAUGUUUAAAUUAAGUGUGUAAAUUUCAAAAUAAUAUUAAAAACAAAAAUCUCGUUAUCGUGUUGUAGAAAAACCGUGUUAUAAAAAGGUUUUGGGAAAUUACUGGUAGAAGGACGUGUUGUGAGUCCGCGCGGGUAGGUACCACCGCCCUGCCUAUUUCUGCCGCGAAGCAGUAAUGCGUUUAGGUUUGAAGGGCGGGGCAGCCGUUGUAACUAUACUGAGACCUUAGAACUUAUAUCUCAAGGUGGGUGGCGGCGAUUGUAGAUGCUAUGGGCUCCGAUAACCACUUAACAGCAGGUGGGCAGUGAGUUUGGUAAAUAAAAAAAAAAUUCGUGUAUAGUGAAACCGUGUUGUAAUUUACCGCGUUAUAGGAGGGUUAUUUAUAUAUAUACAUAUAUAUUAAUACUCAAAUCUAUCGCUUAUCAUCCGUCGUAUGCCCAUACUAAGUCGAGAAUCAACUGAUGAGUUGAAUGAUGAUGAUGAACUAUGAAUUUAAAUGUUGGCAUUUCAACUAAAACUAGUUAUUUAUGUAUAAAUAAAUAUAAAUAUAAAUGUAAUAAAAUAAAAUAUAGUGACCAUGUCACUUACCACUACACCAGACGGCCGUUAAAUGUAUGUAUGUCGUUAAAUGUAUUUCGAUAGAAUCUAGUAACAAAUUUAACAUUUUAUCUACACAAUUGCAUUUGCAUUGUGUUUUCUAGACGAUUCAAAUAAUACAUGUUCUUAAAAUCGUUAAUAAAAAUGGCCAAAAAAAAAGUGCAGUGGAGUUUCCAUUUUUUUUUAUAUGCAUACUUUUUUUUUAGUAUAAACGCGACUGUAACAAAGAAAAUUAAUUGAUGAUUUGAAUAACUUUUAAAUGUUCUUAUAUGAACCAGAACUAUUGCUGUGAAAUAAUAAUAAUAUUAAAAUAGGCCAAAAUAAUAAGAAAAGUGCAGUGGAGUUUCCAUUUUUUUUUAGUAUAAACGCGACUAUGGUAACAAAGAAAAUUAAUUGAUGAUUUGAAUAACUUUUAAAUGUUCUUAUAGUGUGAAAUAAUAAGAAUAAUAAAAUAAGCUAAAAAUAAUAAGAAAAGUGCAGUGGAGUUUCCAUUUUUUAUUAUAUGCAUACAUUUUUUUUAGUAAAAACGCGACUCUAUUGUAACAAGGAAAAUGAAUUGAUGAUUUGAAUAACUUUUAAAUUUUGGCAUAUGAACCAGAACUAUUACUGUGAAAUAAUAAUAAUAUUAAAAUAGGCCAAAAAUAAUAAGAAAAGUGCAGUGGAGUUUCCAUUUUUUUAUAAGCAUACUUUUUUUUAGUAUAAACGCGACUCUUAUGUAACAAGGAAAAUGAAUUGAUGAUUUGAAUAACUUUUAAAUUUUCGCAUAUGAACCAGAACUAUUACUGUGAAAUAAUAAUAAAAUUGGCCAAAAAAAAAAAAACUAAGAAAAGUGCAGUGGAGUUUCCAUUUAUGAAUAUAAAUAUAUAUUUUUUAAUUAAGCGCUACUCUGUAGCUAUAAAGAUCUUGACCGUUACGAAAACGGUUUCAUUAAGUUGUAAUAGACAUUAUAGGUGUAAUUAAUUGUAAAUUUAAUUAUUUUGGGUCGUUCUCUGGACUGUCUUUUGUUAUUAACAUUUUUUUUACAUGUUACAUUUAUUUUACAUAUACCUAUGUAUUAAAAAAAAAAAAAAUUUUUUUUAAAGCCAAGAAAAUAUUUUGGGAUCAAAUAAACAAUUUUUUUUUUAAAUAUAAUUUCGGUGCUAAGUAAAAAUGAAAAUGUUAGAAUUUCUUUUUUUUUUUGACAUGACAUUAACUUUUGAGUAGAUAAUUAAGUGGCUUAUACAAAAUAUAAAUAUUGUGGAGUGAAAGACUGUUUGGAUUGAAUGACAUUUUUGAUACUUCACAGGAGAGCCAUUUAAAGUUUGAAAUUUGAACAAAAAAAAAACCUUGAGCUAUUCAAAUGGAGUAAACUUAAUUGAAGUUCAAUUAAAAACAUCGAACUGUUGAUGCUGAUACCAAAUAAAACGGACCUUUAAUUACAAAGAUAAAUGUCGCUUGAAUCAAAUAGCCCUUCACUCUUCGAUGUAUAUAUGCAUAUAUACAUAUAAGGCCGUCAGCGCAAAAGGGCCUAACCCGCAAUUUUUCAUAAUCAUGUUUAUAAUUAUGUAUAUUGUAAUUGAUUUAAAAUAUAUCAAACUAGCGACCCGCCCUCGCUUCGCUUCGGAAACUGUAAUUUAUUAUUGAUUUCUCCACUAUUUAAUGGAUGUUAUUAUACAUAUAAACCUUCCUCUUCAAUUACUCUAUCUAUUAAAAAAAACCGCAUCAAAAUCCGUUGCGUAGUUUUAAAGAUUUAAGCAUACAUAGGGAUAUAGGGACAGAGAAAGCGACUUUGUUUCAUACUAUGUAGUGAUUUUGAUGCAAAACCGACCUACCCAUAGUUUCACCCAUAGAUAACAGAUGGCUUUGUAAACGUUACUUUUACGCGUCUUGUUUUUUUUUUUCUACUCAAAUUCAAAUUCAUAAAAACUUAAACCUCAUUGCUCCAUAAUAACUAUGAUAAGCUUAGGCAACUUUUACGCUGACGGCCUUAUAUACGACAUAUAUAUAAAAUCUCUAGGUUAGAACUCUGUUCUGAUGAGUUGGGAGUAUCAUAGGACUAUUAAAACCAAAAUUAGUUAUUAAAAAAGCAUUUAAAGAAACUCAGGGGGCUGUGUCUGUGGAUUAAUUUAAUUGCCGAAAAAAAAAAUUUCUAAAAAUUGAGGCCACAGACUGAACAGCGACAUGGAAAUUUGACAUUUCGUUGGACAGUUGGAUUUUCUAUUCUAUUUUUUUUUAAACCAUUAUGUAUGCGAUAGUCAUUUGUGCCCUCAGGAAAUGUUUGAGGUUGAUCAUUAACUUAAAAUGUUACAAUUAAUUUCGUAGAAGAGUAUUUCCAUGAACCAUAUGUCGUCCUAUACAUCUGAAAGCUCAUUUACCGACCUGAAAGCUUUCUGAACUCGCCAACCCCAUCAGAACGGAGUAUCGAAUGUUCUCAACACGUUAAACGGAUGUGACUAUAUUUAAGUUUAAUGAUUAAUUUAAGAAUUUAAUUAAAUCAAAACAACACUGUAUUUUUUUUUUUCGAGCAAAAGUUAGUGUUUGUCGAUAUAAAAAUGAAAAAUGUGUCGUCAAGUUGAUUAUUUAAAUUAAUAAUAAAAAUUGUAUUUGUAUUGAAUUUGCCGACCGUACCGUCUCUAUCUCGAGUGUCGAUUCAGACGUGCGUCGUCGCGACCCACUGAGAAGAUCCGGCAAGAAACUCAAUGGGCUGUGUCUGUGGGUUAAUUUACUCGCGUUUCCGAUCCGGUGGUAGAUUCUGCGAAGCACGGCUCUGGCUAGGGUUCGUGUCAGCAACGUCGUCAGGUUUGUGCCCCGUGAGUUCACCUGCCAGUUCGGCGAAUCUAGAAUAACCCCUCGAGGUUACUAGAAUAGGUAGGGAAAAAAAUUAAGAAUCGUCAGAUUUAUACCUCGCCGGAUUUUCUCAGUGGGUCGCGAUUCCAAUCCGGUGGUAAAUUCAGCGCUGCUCUUGCUGGAGCUAGUGUUAGUAAAUUAUCUCAGGUUGAGCCCGUGAGCUCACCUACCGGUCCCUAGUUGAGAUAGCCUCCUAGACUAUCAGCGAUUAUAUAGACAAAAAAGUCUAUCAUAACGAAUGGAAGAUUUUUCCGCACUUAACACACGAAUUAAUAUCGGUUUUACUAAAUCCGACGCUAGUUGAUUGAUACUCGAGAAGGACGCCCAAGAUUUUAUAUCAUGACACUAGUUUUAAUAAAUGUAAUUAAUUAAUUGAUUAUUCCGCAAUAAAUUAUAUGUAUGUGCGAAAAAAAAAA